Molecule: messenger RNA, 1551 nt
Organism: Hyaena hyaena (striped hyena)
Lineage: Eukaryota; Metazoa; Chordata; Mammalia; Carnivora; Hyaenidae
Gene: SPEM2
Product: SPEM family member 2
Exons: 3
Coding region: 88-1530 (480 amino acids)
Source: RefSeq, a predicted model, not a curated record
GUCCCCAGGUCCCGGCAUGAGCACAGUGUGGUCGGGGCUGGUGGGGGGGGGGGGCGGUGGCCCGGGUGGUCCUAGGACCCCCCCACCAUGGAAAACCAGCUCUAUUAUGACAGCCUGGGGUCCUGCAGUCACUACCAGGAAGCCCCCCAGGGCGCCGAGGACUUACUCUUCCUGCUGCUGGGACUCGUCAUUCUAGUCAACGUGGGGAUCAACGUGGUAACUGUGAUGUGGCACAGACUCGAGAAUGCCUUGGACAAGAUGAUACAUUGGAUUAAUCUGAAAAAUGGAAGCUGCCAGGCUUGUGAGAGUCCCCCCAAAGAGGCCCCGGCCAAGCCCCAAGACGUCCACAUCCACUGCACCCUGGACCCUGUAGAAGUGAAGAUGGCCCGGCCCCCCGGCCACCACUCUUCCUCUUACCGCUGUCUCUGCAGCCCCCGCCACCGCCGCCACGGGAGCCCCCGCCGCAGCCGGCCCCCAGGCCACCAUCGCCCCCUCUGCAGCCACCAGUGGAGACUGAAGAGCCACAGGCAUUUCCCCCACAACCGCUCAGUCUUCCGUAGCCACCGGCACAGCCGCAAGAUGUCCCAGCUGCGGCGGGCGCCCUCCUUUAAUGAAAACAAUCUCGACUCCUGCCUGGAGGAGGAUGACCUGUCCUUCCCGCACCCCAAGUUCCCGCUGUGGGGAUGGGGAGGGCUCUACCAGCCAGCGGGCCUGCCCUCCAACCUGGGGCUGUGGGGCCGCCAGGGCGGGAUCCUGGCCAGCCUGCCACCGCCCUCUCUCUAUCUGUCCCCUGAGCUGCGCCGCGUGCCGAAGCGCGUGGAGGCCAAGUCAGAGCUGAGGCUGCAGUCCUACGGGCUCCAGUCCCGAACCUGGGGCAAUCUGGAGGCCGAGCAGUGGACGCCGUCUCCACCGCCCCCCCGCCGGCUGCCCCCCAAUCCCUCCUGGGCCCCCGCGGGACACAGCUCUUACCCCUCGGGGGCCCAACUGCUCCACGACUCCUGGGAUCAGCGGCGGCGCGGUCUGGAGGGUUCUGAGACCCCUUCGGCCCCGGUGCCUCGGGGCUCCAGGCCUGAGGCCCAGGAGCACUACUCUCCACAGGCCCCCAGGCGGAGCCUCCCCGGCCACACUUCGGGCCAGCCCAGCCGCAGCCCCCAGCCAUCCGCGGGCCACUUGGGCUUCUGCGCCCGGGACCCCCAUGAGGCUCGGCGGCGGACAGCGGAAUGGACGGAGCCGGUGCCCGCCCGGCACCCUCUGACCACCACGUCCCUCACCGUGUUGGGCGAGGCCUCCCACCAGCGGGCCCCGGACCCCAGCGCCGAGGUCCAGAGCUCCGAGCAGACCCCCGCCCAGCCGGCCUUCAUGCCGCUCAGCCGGAACCCGGGGGGCGGGGGCAGCUACCAGGUGUACGACAGCCUGGAGCUGAAGCGGCAGGUGCAGGAGAACAGAGCUCGGGCCAGCUCCCUGCCCCCCCCCUCCACCUCGGCCUCGCAGCCCUCCCUGCACCGGAGCCGGACCGGGAAACUCCACUGACCAGCGGCCUGCGAGGCGGGC